UUACCGAAGAUUGUCUUCCUCCACCUUCAUUUGAGUCGAGUAUUUCCAACGUAUUUAUUUUAUUUUAUUUAUAGAAUUUAUCAAAAGCUUUAUUUACAUAUAUAAAUAGAGAGAGCAAGGCAGCUGCCAGUGAUUAUCAGCACCAAUGACAGAAGCAAAUAACAGAGGCAAAUCCCAGAAGGGUGUGGUUGAUGAAACAGAGAAGAUGACAACAUUCCAGGAUGGAGAGACUGAGAAAGGCAAGCAUCUUGAUUCUGGGUCGGAGAGGCGUCAAUGGAAGCCAGUUUUUGAUGAAGCUUCCAUCUCUCAAAGACCUCUCAAGAAGAUUUGUAGCCCUGAACGUCAUCACCCUCUUCCAUCCUCUGCUUCUUUGGCUCAUCACUCUUCACCCUCUUCUUCUUCUUCUUCUUCUUCUUCUUCUUCUUCUUCUUCUUCUUCUUCUUCUUUGCCAUCUUCCAGACUGGUUUUUCCUUUUGCUUUUGAUGCAUCUCAGCCGCCGAUUUUCUUUCCUCGACAAUAUGGAAAUACUCAGCAACAGCAGCAGCAACAUGGUUUAAUCUAUAGGCCAUUGUAUGCUGCAGAAACAUCCCUAUCACCUCAACAACAGCAGCAACAACAACAACUUCUUCAGCACUGGAGUGAUGCACUGAAUUUGAGUCCCAGAGGGAGGAUGAUGACGACGACGACAAGAUUGGGGCAGGAUGGUGGACAAAUGUUUCGGCCUCCACUGCAGCCUGUCCACACUACCAAGCUUUAUCGUGGCGUGAGGCAGAGGCAUUGGGGCAAAUGGGUAGCUGAAAUUCGUCUUCCUCGUAACAGGACUCGCCUUUGGCUUGGCACAUUUGAUACAGCUGAAGAUGCAGCUUUAGCCUAUGAUCGCGAAGCAUUCAAGUUGAGAGGUGAGAAUGCAAGGCUCAAUUUCCCCGAGCUUUUCCUCAACAAAGAUAAAGAUACGUCCUCCCCGACCCCAACUUCGACAGUUUCCUCUCCGCAAACUCCCCAUGAAAGUUCAAAGCAAGAACAGGGACCAAAACUGGAAAUAAACCCACCACCACCAGCACAGCCUCAGGGAGAUAAUCCAGACAGUGAUGAGAUGCAUAUAACAGCUGCAGAGGGUAGUUCUGGAGCAGGGGAAGGCGUCUCUGGUUCUCAGGAAUUGGUGUGGGGUGAUAUGGCAGAGGCUUGGUUCAAUACAAUUCCAGCAGGUUGGGGUCCUGCUAGUCCAGUGUGGGAUGAUUUAGAUGCCACAAACAAUCUUCUUUUUCCCUCCAAUCUUCCUUUCACCAAUCAAAACCAGCAAGAAUUGAAUGAUUCUGAUCACCAAAAACAACAUGUCUCUGCUUCAGCUUCUUCUCCAAUGAAACCCUUCUUUUGGAAGGAUCAAUAGAGUCUAGACCCUGACAUAUUUUUCACAAAUCCAACUAGCGGUUCCUUGAAUGGCAUUAUUUCUUAAUUCUUAUCAUUUAGGCUUUGAAACAUCCAUUCCCAGAGAUUUGUUAUUCACUUCCAUCACACCUGCAAAAAGGUUGCGUAUUUUUCAUGCCUUUUAGCAGCUUGUUGUUGUUGCACUAAGCUUUCUGGUCCUAGUUGUAUCCAGUAUAUCAACCUAGAUAGUGUGAUUAGCAACCUUUUUAGCCGAUUAUGUUUGAUGUAAUGUUGCAGAUGUAGCUAUAGUCCAAUUUGAUUGCAGGAAAGAGUGGUUAUCUCUUUCUCUAUUCGUCUA
This is a messenger RNA of Gossypium raimondii (Peruvian cotton), 1723 nucleotides long. Its product is annotated as ethylene-responsive transcription factor ERF054. The transcript has a single exon. Gene Ontology annotation, molecular function: DNA binding; DNA-binding transcription factor activity. The record is from RefSeq and is a predicted model, not a curated record. Gene Ontology annotation, biological process: regulation of DNA-templated transcription. NCBI's taxonomy places the organism in Eukaryota, Viridiplantae, Streptophyta, Magnoliopsida, Malvales, Malvaceae. The coding region runs from base 146 to 1387 and encodes 413 amino acids.